Messenger RNA from Populus nigra (black poplar), 1114 nucleotides. Its product is annotated as probable prolyl 4-hydroxylase 7. Bases 178 to 975 code for a protein of 265 amino acids. Gene Ontology annotation, molecular function: L-ascorbic acid binding; procollagen-proline 4-dioxygenase activity; iron ion binding. Gene Ontology annotation, biological process: peptidyl-proline hydroxylation to 4-hydroxy-L-proline. Gene Ontology annotation, cellular component: endoplasmic reticulum. The transcript is spliced from 8 exons. NCBI's taxonomy places the organism in Eukaryota, Viridiplantae, Streptophyta, Magnoliopsida, Malpighiales, Salicaceae. The record is from RefSeq and is a predicted model, not a curated record.
ACCCCUGGGCACAAUUAAUACAUUGUAAGCAAGAGGGAAGAUAAAUGUUUUGCUAGAUGCCCCACAAAAUCUUUCACGAGGCCUUCGAAGUUUGAACAGAGAAAGCCAAUUGAUCUCUCAGGUCUAAGUUUUCAUUUCUGUCUCCACAAGUAUAAACAAAAGGGAGAAGAGAAAUCAAUGAAGUCUCCUUAUUUUCUCAUAGUUUCUCUUUGCUUGCUACCGCUGCUCGUCUUCCCUCCUCUUUCUUAUGCUUCUGUAGAAACAUCGAAAACAGGUGCAUUUACAAAGGCCUUUGAUCCGACUCGAGCCGCUCAACUCUCUUGGCAACCCAGGGCCUUCGUUUACAAGGGAUUCUUAUCAGACGAGGAGUGUGAUCAUCUUAUUAAUCUGGCUAAGGGUAAGCUUGUGAAAUCAAUGGUGGCUAAUGAUGAAACUGGAGAGAGCAUGGAAAGCCAGGAGAGAACCAGUAGCGGCAUGUUUAUUUUCAAAACUGAGGAUGAAAUUGUUAAUGGUAUUGAGGCCAGGAUUGCUGCCUGGACUUUCCUCCCAGAAGAAAAUGGGGAGCCGAUUCAGAUACUACGCUAUGAGCAUGGUCAGAAAUACGAAGCACAUAUUGAUUAUUUCGUGGACAAGGCUAAUCAAGAAGAGGGUGGCCAUCGGGCCGCCACCGUACUUAUGUACUUGUCUGAUGUUAAGAAGGGGGGAGAAACCGUAUUUCCCACUUCAGAGGCAAAAGGGUCUCAAGCAAAGGAUGAUAGCUGGUCUGAUUGUGCUAAAAAGGGUUAUGCAGUGAAACCCAACAAGGGCGAUGCCUUGCUGUUCUUCAGUCUCCAUCCUGACGCGACUCCUGACCCUGGUAGCUUGCACGCGAGCUGCCCUGUUAUUGAGGGGGAGAAGUGGUCUGCGACCAAGUGGAUCCAUGUCAGGUCCUUCAGCGAACCCGUGAAGCGAACAAAAAUGGGGAAAUUGUAUUGAUGAGUGUGAAAAAAGAACCCUAUUUAUAUGGUGGGCUCUCACAUUUGUAACUGUAGGAGUUGUAAGAACUGCUAAUCGUAGGAAGUCUUUUUUCCCAGUAUCCCCCUGUUCUUUACAAAGGAUUCAUAUUUUAGGGAAA